This is a messenger RNA of Hyaena hyaena (striped hyena), 2274 nucleotides long. RefSeq names its product solute carrier family 27 member 5 (gene SLC27A5). Gene Ontology annotation, molecular function: fatty acid transmembrane transporter activity; long-chain fatty acid-CoA ligase activity; long-chain fatty acid transmembrane transporter activity. The record is from RefSeq and is a predicted model, not a curated record. The transcript is spliced from 10 exons. Bases 20 to 2083 code for a protein of 687 amino acids. Gene Ontology annotation, cellular component: endoplasmic reticulum membrane; endoplasmic reticulum. NCBI's taxonomy places the organism in Eukaryota, Metazoa, Chordata, Mammalia, Carnivora, Hyaenidae. Gene Ontology annotation, biological process: triglyceride mobilization; very long-chain fatty acid metabolic process; long-chain fatty acid import across plasma membrane.
UGAGAAGGGAGCAGGUGCAAUGGGCAUCUGGCUGCAACUGGCCUUUUUAGUGUUACUGCUGCUCGGCCUGGGACAGUCCGCAUGGCCCGCUGCUGUGGCCCUGGCACUGCGCUGGCUCCUGGGAGACUCUAUCUUCUGUGUGCUGCUCAGCCUGGCCAUGCUGGCGCGGCCCUGGCUCUGGCCCUGGAUGCCCCACUGGCUGAGUCUGGCAGCCGCGGCACUCACACUGGCUGUGUUACCCGCACGGCCGCCCCCAGGGCUGCGCUGGCUGCCUGCAGACGUGACCUACAUCUUCAAGAUCCUCCAUCUGGGGCUGAACAUCAGGGCACGCAUGAGCCGCCAGCCGCUGGACACCUUUGUGGAUACCUUUGAGCGGCGAGCACGAGCACAGCCGGACCGCGCGCCCUUGGUGUGGAAGGGUCCGGGGGCCCGCUCAGUCACCUUCAGGGAGCUGGACGACAGGGCAUGCCAGGCCGUGUGGGCCCUGAAAGCCGAGCUGGGCGGCCUCACAGGCUUGCUUGCUGGGGAGCCUGCCGCCCUCCUGGUGCUGGCCUCCCAGACCAUUCCGGCCCUGUGUUUGUGGCUGGGGCUGGCCAAGCUGGGCUGCCCUGUCGCCUGGAUUAAUCCGCAUGGCCGGGGGAUGCCCCUGGUACACUCGGUGCUGAGCUCUGGGGCUCGGUUGCUGGUGGUGGACCCAGACCUCCAGGAGAAUCUGGAAGAGAUCCUUCCCAAGCUACAGGCAGAGAACAUCCGAUGCUACUACCUCAGCCACUCCUCCCCAACCCCAGGAGUAGGGGCUCUGGGGGCUGCACUUGACGUUGCACCCACCGACCCCGUGCCCGCUGACCUACGUGCAUGGGUCACAUCGAAAAGCCCUGCCCUGUUUAUCUACACCUCAGGGACAACUGGGCUCCCAAAGCCAGCCAUUGUCACACAGAAUCGACUGCUACAGAUGUGCAAGAUGCUGUCCCUGGGUGGGGUCACAGCUGAUGACGUGGUCUACACAGUCUUGCCUCUGUACCAUGUGAUGGGGCUUAUCCUUGGAAUCCUUGGCUGCCUGGAGCUUGGAGCAACCUGUGUCCUGGCCCCCAAGUUCUCUACUUCCUGCUUCUGGGAUGACUGUCGGCAGCAUGGUGUGACUGUGAUCCUGUAUGUAGGCGAAGUUCUGCGAUACCUGUGUAACACUCCACAGCGACCAGAGGACCGGACACAUACAAUCCGCUUGGCAAUGGGCAAUGGACUCCGGGCAGAUGUGUGGGAGUCCUUUCAGCAGCGCUUUGGCCCCAUUCGGAUCUUGGAAACCUAUGGCUCCACGGAAGGCAACAUUGGCUUCGUCAACUAUCCAGGGCGCUGUGGGGCCCUGGGCAAGAUGAGCUGUUUGCUUCGAAUGCUGUCCCCUUUUGAGCUUGUACAAUUUGACACAGAGGCUGAGGAGCCUGUCAGAGACAAUCGGGGAUUCUGCGUUCCUGUGGGACUAGGAGAGGCGGGGCUCCUGUUAACCCAGAUAGUAGGCCACCACCCUUUCCUGGGCUACCGCGGGGCACGAGAGCUGUCGGAACGGAAGUUGGUGCGGAAUGUGCGGCGCAGGGGCGACGUUUACUUCAACACCGGAGACGUGCUGGCCAUGGACCGAGAAGGCUUCCUUUACUUUCGUGACCGCCUAGGGGACACCUUCCGAUGGAAAGGUGAGAACGUGUCCACCCGGGAGGUGGAGGGCGUUUUGUCACUUGUGGACUUCCUGCAGGAGGUGAACGUCUACGGUGUCUCUGUACCAGGUUGUGAGGGCAAGGUGGGGAUGGCUGCCGUGCAGCUGGCUCCAGGCCAGAGCUUCGAUGGUCAGAAGAUGUACCAGCACGUCCGGACUUGGCUCCCUGCCUAUGCUACACCCCAUUUCAUCCGCAUCCAAGACGCCCUGGAGAUCACCGGCACGUUCAAACUGGUGAAGUCCCGGUUGGUGCGUGAGGGCUUCAAUGUAGGCAUCAUUGCUGACCCCUUGUUCGUGUUGGACAACCAGGCCAAGGCCUUCCGGCCCCUGACAGCGGACAUAUACAAGGCUGUGUGCAACGGAACCUGGAGACUCUGACCAUCUGACUUGUCCCCAAGACAUCUGAAGUGGCUGUGCCCAAUGCAGAAUACCACUCACAUUGGCAGAAUCCUCUCCACCCCAAACCUGCUGAGAGUUAUGAAUUGCAGCCUGGCCAUAACCCCAGUUGAAGAGAGUAAGAUGACAGUGGGCCAAGUAGUGGAGUGAGAAUAAACUUGGUUGUGUACACA